UCACGGGUGAAAAUAGGCAACCUUUGCCUAUAGGUGAAACCUAGCUGGUCCUUGUGGAGUGAAUGAGGGGACGAAGUCUCCGCCCUUCUGAAAUUUUGAUAAGAUCUCUUCCGUGGUGUAAAAGUCGUGGAGAGCGAGAAAUCGUUUCUGUGUGUGUGUGUCUUAUUAUAAUCUUUUUUGUAUUACUGAUAACCAUGGGGCAGUCCCGAUCCACCCCUCUGUCAUUAACAUUGGCACAUUGGGCAAAAGUAAAAGCACGAGGGCAAAACCUGUCUCUUAUUAUCAAGAAGGGGGAUUGGCAAAAUUAUUGCGAAAGUGAAUGGCCAACCUUUAAAGUAGGAUGGCCACGGUCAGGUACCUUUGACAUCCAUACCAUACGGGCAGUCCGAAUGACUAUUUUCGCCUCAAUAGGAGGCCAUCCUGACCAAGAACCGUAUAUCACAGUAUGGGAAGACUUGGUGAUAUAUCCGCCGGACUGGGUCCGACCAUUUCUUCCAAAUGAUAAAAUAAGAGUCCUAGCCCCAUCCUACUCAUACUUUAGACGGGGCGUACCUGUGACAACCAGGACUCUGGCUCUCACAGGAGUAGAAGAAGGGGUGACCAAUAAUGGAGGAGAUUAUGAAAAAUUGAAAGAACCAAGCCCUAAGACCAAGGUAUAUCCAGAGGUCGAAGGACCCCCUGAAUGGACUCCACCUGUAUCCACAUCUAUACCCACCGCCCCCCCAACUGGACCCCGGUCCCCAGACGAGGGAGUACCUGUGCCAUAUAACCCGGGGGGUUGGGAAGAAGGACCCUAUACCGGUACCAGGAGUAAACGGGGGAUAAUGCCUGAGGGACCAGACUCCACUGUAGCCUUACCACUCCGGGCGGUGGGGCCAGCCCCCACAGAGCCAGAUGAGUUACAACCAUUACAGUACUGGCCCUUUUCGUCCUCCGAUUUGUACAACUGGAAAGCAAAUAACCCUUCUUUUUCUGAGAACUCUGCUGCCCUCAUAGGACUAGUCGAAUCCCUGAUGUACUCCCAUCAGCCCACAUGGGACGACUGCCAGCAGUUACUUCAAACACUUUUCACCACAGAGGAGCGAGAACGAAUCUUCUCGGAGGCACGAAAAACCCUGCAGGAAGGCCAACCAGGCCAACCCCCUCGAACAGGAAUGGAAGUGGAGGCGUUGUUCCCAGUAGCGCGGCUGCAAUGGGACUAUAAUACAGCAGCAGGUAGGGAACGACUGUCCAUAUACCGCCGGGCUCUGGUAGCAGGACUAAGAGGGGCAGCCAGGAAACCUACCAAUCUGGCAAAGGUGAGAGAAAUUAUGCAGGGGCCUAAUGAACCACCCUCGGUGUUCCUAGAACGUAUCAUGGAGGCCUAUCGUAUUUAUACCCCAUUUGAUCCCGAAUCUAGGGGACAACGGGCCUCCGUUAUCAUGUCCUUCAUUGGACAAGCUGCACCAGAUAUAAAACGAAAACUGCAGCAUAUCGAGGGAUUGCAGGAUUACACCCUGCAAGAUAUUGUUAAAGAGGCUGAGAAAGUGUUCCAUAAAAGGGAAACCGAGGAAGAAAAGUGGGAGAGGGAAAAGAAUGAGAGAGAGAAGGAAGAAAUACGAAGACAAAAGAGACAGGAUAAGAAUUUAACAAGAAUACUUACUACAGUAAUGGCCGAGGGGAAACGCCAAGGGGAAAGACAGGCGAAAGGAGGAAGGGACCUGGACGACAAUGACAGGAAUAAGGGACCCAGAAGACUGGGAAAAGAUCAAUGUGCGUUCUGCAAGGAACAUGGGCAUUGGGCCCGUGAAUGCCCUAAGAAAAAGGGAAAGAGAGUACUAACCCUGGAGGAAGAUGAAGAUUAAUGGGGUCAGGGCCCGGAACCCCUCCCCGAGCCUAGGAUAACGUUAAAUGUGGAGGGGACCCCAGUAAAUUUUUUGAUUGAUACUGGGGCAGAAUAUUCCGUACUGAAAACCUCAUUAGGGACUGUAACUAACAAACAGACCAUGGUAAUUGGAGCAACAGGUCGAAAAGAAUACCCCUGGACAACUAAUCGAACUAUUGACUUGGGAACUAACCAGGUAUCCCAUUCUUUUUUGUUAAUACCCGAGUGCCCUACCCCCCUCCUCGGACGAGACCUGUUAACAAAAAUGAAGGCUCAGAUAAGCUUUACUUCUGCUGGCCCUGAGAUCGCCCUUGCAGGCAGAAAGCCAAAAACAUGCGUAUUGUCUCUGCACUUGGGGGAGGAAUAUAGACUAUACCAAAACCCCAAGGAGAACCUGGAUAACCUUGAAAAGUGGCUCAAGCAGUAUCCGAAAGCAUGGGCCGAAACUGGGGGCAUGGGGGAAGCGGUGAACAUCCCUCCCAUAGUGAUCAAGCUGCAAUCAAGUGCCACCCCAAUAAGCGUAAAACAAUACCCAUUGUCAAAAGAGGCAGUAGCAGGGAUACGACCUCACAUCGACAAGCUUGUACAACAAGGGAUUCUUGUGCCUUGUAAAUCUCCCUGGAACACACCACUCUUGCCGGUAAAGAAACCUGGGACUGGGGAUUAUCGGCCAGUACAGGACUUGCGGGAAGUCAACAAGAGUCCUUACCUUACAUCCUACGGUACCCAACCCAUAUAA
Molecule: messenger RNA, 2603 nt
Organism: Colius striatus (speckled mousebird)
Lineage: Eukaryota; Metazoa; Chordata; Aves; Coliiformes; Coliidae
Exons: 1
Biological process (GO): virion assembly; proteolysis
Molecular function (GO): aspartic-type endopeptidase activity; nucleic acid binding; zinc ion binding
Source: RefSeq, a predicted model, not a curated record